AGCGAUCAGCUGAUGGCGGGGAGGGAGAGAGAGUGACAUUUUCCUCUCGAAAAAAAAUCCUCUUCACAAAAUGGUCAUCGAAAUGAUCCUCGCCGCGUUUUUAGGCUGUUACAUCGUCUCCUCCUUGAUCCUCUUCAAGUUCCCGAUGCUGUUGCACAAGAAGAAGGACGUGAAAUUCGUGUGUAGGCAUAUAAGUCACAGAGGAGGUGCAGGGGAAAAUUAUGAGAACACCAUAUCAGCCUUUAGACAUGCGGUGGAGGUCGGCACAGACAUGCUGGAGCUCGACUGCCAGCUAACCCUAGAUGGCCAGGUGGUGGUAUCACACGACUCCAUCCUCGACGUCCGCACAGAAUCAAAAGGGGCCAUUUCAGAGUACAAAUACGAGGAGCUCCCCCUCAUCCGAGAGCAGGUGCCCAUCGACUUCAUGCCCGGCACGACCUUCAGCGGCAAGAGCGACGACCGGAGGUUCCCCUUGCUCGAGGAGACGUUCCAGCUUUUCCCCAACCUCCCCAUCAACAUUGACAUCAAGACCAACAACAAUGAACUCAUUUCUAAAGUAAGCAACCUAGUGAAGAAAUACAACCGAGAACACAUCACAGUCUGGGGGAACAUGAAGGACGAAGUAACACAAAAGUGCUAUAAGGAGAACCCCAACAUGUGCCUGCUGUUUAGUGCCCAGCGGGUGUGCCUGAUGCUGCUCCAGUUGUACACAGGGCUCCUGCCGUUUAUGCCCCUCAAGGAGACACACCUCGAGGUUUUCAUGCCAGUACAAAUGAUGAGGAUAUACAGCAAGAACUUUGGUGAGAAAUGGUGGUACUCAAUUAUCGCAAAGAUUGCCAACACUCUGCUCAUCAGGCGAUCUUUGUUUGAGCACCUAUCAAAGCGAGGCAUUCAGACCUACCUCUGGGUCAUGAACUCAGAAGAAGAUUUCCGCAGUGCCUUCGAAGCGGGAGCGACUGGCGUCAUGACUGACUACCCAACCAAGCUGAGAGCCUUCCUCGACUCGAACCCACAGUACACGCAAGAUCACAAACUCAGUUAAGUUCAUCCGUCUGAAGAGGAGAAAGAGGAGGACAGAGGUUCACACAAGCCGACCAUUAUUAUCAACAGAGGAGGAGGGGGAUGUGAGGUGUUCUUGUGGCCAGCUCUCCCAACCUCCUUUGUGCAGUAUAACAAGUGGCUGUUUGAAAAAAAGGGUAAAGGAAGAAAAAAGAGUCGCAGUGAAAUCAUUCAGGGUAAAAAAAAUGUGCACAUAAACAUUACAUGAAGAAUGUAUAAGACAAUUACUCGCCCAUCCUAACCCCAGUAAUGUAAAUAUGGCAUGAAACUUUUACUAGUAACAAUCGGAUCGCGAGAUGUAAACCGAAAUUACACGGUUGCUAUUAAGGAGAUUAGAAAAACGGUUGUUCUCUCUUUACUUUUCGUAAUUUGUUAGUUUGAUUAUGGAGGUCUCUUGUUGUUGUCAUUUUCUUUCCUUUUUUGCCCACAGUCUCAGGAAGGCUUUAGUUUCUCGUACAUUUACAUGCUGUGCAAUUUCUUCUGAGUUCUCUCCUUAGACCACUUUGUCUGCUGCAUUUGUGCUUCAUAAUCAUACACUUUAGGUGAUUUAAAGUGGGAAACGGUAAUUUGCAAGGCCAGAUAUUAGAGAAGAUCUGAAAGCAAAUCAUACCUGUAAUAACUAUGGUGUAAUUCUACUUGACUUUUUAUUUAUUUAUAUAUAUUUUUAUAUAUAUGUCAAUAUAGAUCCAAUAUUUCAUGUACAAGACCAACAGAUAGUCCCAAGAGUUCUACAGUUAUUAAUGAAUGAUGCUGGUAAUGUUGCAUAACAGUUUCAUCAUCUUUUGAGAGCAAGAAGAGAAAAAAUUCACAAUCAGGAUCCGUACUCCUGAAGCAGCUGCUCAAACUAGCUUCCACCGAGAGGGUAACCAAGGUGCAAAAGAUUAUUUAAGAGUUCUUUUCCUUAUUAGAUUAAUAAAGAAAACUAAACAAAAUGAUGAAAAAAGAGAGAGAAAAAAAGAAAAGUGCUACUAUUUAUUGAAGACCUUUUAUUAUUAUUUAUUGAUAUUAUUAUUAUUAGUUUUUGAUUAUGUAUAUAUGUGUUUUAUCACAGUUAUUACUUAUUUUUAAAAAUUCUAGUGAUGUUGGCCUUGUGAUAACUUCACCAUACGCUUUUAUGAGGUGGGAGGAAUCUGCAUGCAUUUGCCCCCACUUAAUGCAUACCAUGAGAUUGACAAGGGCUUGCUACCAGUGCAUUUAGGAUGGCUUGCAACUAAUGGUGGCUUUUUGUAGAUAGAAACGUUGCAAGGUCAUGCCAAAAAUUAUAUAAUGUGACACUGACUCAUAAGUAGUUCUUAUGUUUUUUCCUUUUAGUUUUUAACCCAAUAACUGUGGAAUCAGGUUUUUUGGCUUACUCUCCCAUGCGCAGUUUCAAUGCAAAUAGGAGAGACUGUAGGAGGCCAUUUACACUAUCAUGGGGGCAGUAACCUUCCUCGCGUAACAACUUUGUAUCGACUUUUUUAGACUUUCUCUUUUGCUGUUGCCGUUUGCAUCAUCUGCUUUUUGUUUCUAUUUUAUAUUGGAGCAAUAGGUAGUGCAACUGCUUAAAAAUAAUAAUAAUAAAUAGAUAAAAAUAAGAAGAAUAGAAAAUACUUUUGCAUCAUAUCAUGUGCAUCUCGGCUACAUGUUCUCCAUCAUGUGAUAUGAGUUGCAGUUAUUGGGUUAAGGUUGAUAAAAAAAAAUAAUAGUAAUAAAAGAGUUUUUCAUGAACAGAAUAUGAACUGUUUCAUGACACUCACAGGAUUCCCUCUAAAGGAUUUUAUAAUGGUAGAUAGUAAUAAUGUCACUCUAUAUAUGUUUAUCAGGCUUUAAAUUUUAUUCUAAGUUUUGUUCUAUUUAUUUCACUCUUUUGUUAUAGGUUAAAGAGAGAGUUUAACUACUAAAUUUACAAUAGUGCGGUAGAUAAGGAAGAUAUUACUAAGAAUAAGUUUAUAUCAUUUUUUCAUUAUCAUUGUCAUUAUGAUUAUUACUAGUUAUCAUUAUUAUUAUUAUUGUUAUUAUUAUUAUUAUUAUUGUUAUUAUUAUUAUUAUUAUUGUUGUUGUUGUAUUAUUUCAAUGCUAUUGAUGCUGUUGGGGUACCAUACCAGGCAGGUCUACCCAGUUGUUAUAGUGAAUAUAUAUGUAUAUAUAGAUACACUGAUGUGCACACUCAUGAAUAGCAACAAGGCAUCAUGCAUAUUGUACAGCAAGGCAGAGCACUGCAUAGAUACAUACACACCACUGACUGAUUUAUAUUAGUUAUCAUUUCUUUGUAAGUGUAUUAAGCUGUAGUUCAUAGUUUAAAAAGAUUUGUUAAGGUUGCAUUUUCAUUAGGAUAUAUCAAAUAUCUGUGGCCAAACGAACCCAAAAGUAUUAACGAGCACAAUUCUUUGUCUGUCUACUUCAUGUUCUUCUUUACCUUCUUAUCCUUUGUGUUCUUUUUCCUCUUACUCUAUUUUUUUAUUUCUUUUUCUUUGUCGUGUUUCUUUUUUUCCUCUUCUCUUUCUUCUUUUUCAGUUUUCUUCUUUUUUCUUUCUUCUUCUUCUCUUCCUCCUCCUUCCUCCUUCCUUCUACUUCCUUUUCAUUCUUUCUGUUUUCAGUCAGUAUUUAUGUUUACUCUCAUUUUCCUUUUUUUCAGAUUAUGACUUAAUUUUUCUCUCAAUAUUUAGAUUUCUUUUCAAGUCAUUUGUCAAAGAAGGAUAAAACGUGUGUUGAAAAUGAGGCACAUUGCUGGGGGAUAUUGAUAGAAUUAAAGGCAUUGAUUGAUCAAUGUAGCAUUCAUGCACAUGUGCUUAACACACACAUUCUAUGGCAUCAUUCUCAUUGCAUGUGGACAUUCAUAUUUAAUACAAACAAGUCAUAUACACAUGAUAGGUUUAUAUAUGUAGAUAUGUAUGAGUGCAUAGUGUAUAUUGGAUAUAUACAUAUUAUAGAUUUAUAUCUAUUGUCUGUCCAUAAUGAGUAUGUUUCAUUGCAUUGUCAGAAGUAAAUAUGUUUGAUAUGAAGAAGAAAACAAGAACUUUAAUUUGCAUGUUGAUUUGCACUCCAGCAUAUUGUGUAUGCAUACAUUGGAAAUCAAUAUAGUUAAUUUAGAUUAAUUUUGUGUGUGUGUGUGUGUGUGUGUGUGUGUGUGUGUGUGUGUGUGUGUGUGUGCAGAUGCUUGUGUGAAUUAAUCAGUUUGAGAAUUUACUUAUCUUUGCAUGAAUGAAAUUACUGCUUUAUUUCACAUGAAUGCACAUUUGCAUUACAUAUUUAUAUAGUGUAUUUAGAAGUUAUAUAUUUCUGUGCACUGAAAUGUAUAUGAGGCUUAUAUUUAUUCAUUAUUUAUUUUUUACCCUAAUAAUUCUACUAUAAGAGAGCUUUUCAUAAGGGCACAAGGAUCACCAGCUUUUGGUCUGGUGAAUGAUGGCAUUUUAGGCUCUUUUCUUUCUUUCUUUCUUUUUUCUUUCAUUUUCUUUUCUGUUUUUCUUACUUCAGUAUGUUGUGCUUGUCAGUUGGAGACAUUAUUAGUCUCCUAUAAUUGUACAGGUUGUCUAGAAAGUGAUUUUAGUUUAAGAGAGUUUCACAAAUGCUUAUUUUCUGUUUAAUUUGCAGAAGCAUGGUAAAACUACAGACAGAUUACUUUGCUUGUAUUUAGAAAUUAUUUUUAAACUUUUUUUUUUUUUCAUAUGUGCUUAAAAUGGUUGUCUUAUACAUUAGAGGUGGGUGGAAAAGGUUUGGUCAAAUAUGAAAAGAGCAGAUUGUUGACUGAUUUAAGAAAAAAAAAUUACUCUAUGAAUGAAUUCUGGCUUUAUUCUGACCAUUAAAUUCAAUUUUCCCUUUUUGUAGGAAGGAUUAGACUUAGGUUAGGUGCAUCAAACAGAGGACCAGUUUAUACUACUUGUAGCUUAUUCCAGAGCUAUCGCAUUAACAAAGAAGUCCACUGUUUGCUUGUUGUUUAUCUUAUUUCUUUGUUAAGCACAUGAGAAACACACACACACACACGCAGACGCAGAUGCACAUAGACACACACAUGCAUGUAGACACACUAUACGCACAGACACACACAAGUUUGUACAAGUAGCUCUCUCCUUUUAGUCUUUUGAAUAUUUUAUCAUCUCAAAUAUUAAACCAGUGUCUAUAUUUUUUUUGAAAUGUGAAGAUCUCAGGUUCAAAAUGAAAUACCUUUUGAGGAUGAAUUGUUUGCAGUUAGUGUGAAAGAAAAGUUUAUAAGUACAUCCAUCCUCAUGUAACAACUUUCUAUCGACUUUUUUAGACUUUCUCUUUUGCUGUUGCCAUUUGGAUCAUCUGCUUUUUGUUUCUAUUUUAUAUUGGAGCAAUAGGUUGUCCAACUGCUUAAGAAAAAAAGAAAAAAAAUGCAUCAUAUCAUGUGCAUCUUGGCUACAUGUUCUCUAUCAUGUGAUAUGAGUAGCAGUUAUUGGGUUAUGGUUAAUAAAAAAAAUAAAAUAAAAGGGUUUUUCGUGAACAGAAUAUGAAUGUUUCAUGACACUCACAGGAUUCCCUCUAAAGGAUUUUAUAAUGGUAGAUAGUAAUAGCAUCACUCUAUAUAUGUUUAUCAGGCUUUAAAUUUUAUUCUAAGUUUUAUUCUAUUUGUUUCACUCUUUUGUUAUAGAUUAAAGAGAGAGUUUAAUUACUAAAUAUACAAUAGUGUGUUAGAUAAGGAAGAUAAUACUAAGAAUAAGUUUUUAUGAUUUUUUCAUUAUCAGUGUAGCAUUCAUGCACAGUUGCUUACACACACAUUCUAUGGCUUCAUUCUCAUUGCAUGUGGACAUUCAUAUUUAAUAUAAACAAGUCAUAUACACAUGAUAGGUUUAUAUAUGUAGAUAUGUAUGAGUGCAUAGUGUAUAUUGGAUGUAUACAUAUUAUAGAUUUAUAUCUAUUUGUCUGUCCAUAAUGAGUAUAUUUCAUUGCAUUGUCAGAAGUACAUAUGCUUGAUAUGAGGAAGAAAACAAGAACUUUAAUUUGCAUGUUGAUUUGCACUUCAACAUAUUGGAAACCAACAUAGUUCAUUUAGAUUAAUUGUGUGUGUGUUGUGUUUGUGUUUGUGCAGAUGCUUGUGUGAUUUUCUCAGUUUGUGCAUUUACUAUAUUUAACUUAUCUUUGCAUGAAUGAGAUGAGUGCUUUAUUUCACAUGAAUGCACACUUGCAUUACAUAUUUAUGUAGUGUAUUUAGAAACUGUAUUUUUAGAGGUUAUAUAUUUCUAUGCACCGAAAUGUAUAUAAGGCUUAUAUGUAUUCAUUAUUUAUUUUUUAUCCUCUAUAAGAGAGCUUUUCAUAAGGGCACAAGGAUCACCAGCUUUUGGUCUGGUGAAUGAUGGCAUUUUAGGCUGUUUUCUUUCUUUCUUUCUUCUUUUUUAUUUUCUUUUUUUCUUACUUCAGUAUGUUGUGCUUGUCAGUUGGAGACAUUAUUUGUCUCCUAUUAUUAUACAGGUUGUCAGGAAAGUGAUUUUAGUUUAAGAAAGUUUCGCACAUGCUUAUUUUCUGAAGCAUGGUAAAAUGACAAAUGGAUUACUUUGCUAGUAUUUAGCAAUUAUUUUUUAAUGUUUUUAGUUCAUAUGUGAACUCUAAGUAUCAAGAGCAAAGUUAAUUCAUAAUCUGAGAAAAGGAAAAUGAGAAUAGAUAUAAAUACGGCUUGAAAACAGAAGAAAUGAAAAGGAAGGAGGAAUGAAACUUCAUAUUCUGUUUAUGAAAAACUCUUUUAUUAUUAUUUUUAUCAACUUUAAUCCAAUAACUGCUACUCAUAUCACAUGAUGAUGGAGAACAUGUAGCCGAGAUGCACACGAUAGAUUUUUCUCUCUCUCGUUCUUUCUUUCUUUCUUUCUUUUUAACUGUUGCACUACUUAUUGCUCCAAUAUGAAAUAGAAACAAAAAGCAGAUGAUCCAAAUGGCAACAGCAAAGGAGAAAGUCUAAAAAAAGUUUACAGGAAAGUUGUUACACAAAAAGGGUGUACUUAUAAACUAUUCUUUCACAGACAAUUCAUCCUUAAAAGGUAUUUCACUUUGAAGCUGAGAUCUUCACAUUUCAAAUAAAAUAUAGACACUCUGGUUUAAUAUUUGAGAUGAUAAAAUAUUUAAAGAAUUAAAAGGAGAGAGCUACUAAUAAUACAUAAGCAGAAGUGGUUUUGGUACAAGUGGUGACAUAAGAAAAGGCUGUUGGCAUGUUGAUGACACAUUUUAACAGUUAUGUUACAUAUAUAUAAUUUUCUUUUAGUGCACAAACUUCUUUUCUUUCUUUUUCUUUUUCAUUUACUUAAUGCAUUACUGUGAGUUUGAAAGUUUGAACCUUUCCUCGAAGGAGACAAUCCACAGUACCAUUCAUAGCACAAAGCUUAUUGUGUGUGUUACUUUGACCACUGCGAACAGUUAAGUGGGUCUUCAACGUCAUGAAAGGUUUUCAGAGAAUUUUAAGUCUUUAGCCUGGUGGAUGUCUGCCGGUAAAAGAUACAGUUAAUGACCUUUUUUGCGAGUGGUCUGUGAGAUUCAGACUCAUUCUUUUCUUUUUUCUUUUUUCUUAUUUUAGCUUCUCUUUAGAUUUUAAUAUUUUUUCUCUCCAUUUUUAGUUUUAGACUGUGUAAUACUCAUGCUUAAUUUAAAAGAGAGCUUGUGCUUGUAUUUUCUCACACUUACCUCCUUACAUAAUGAUCUCUUAGGUUGAAGAAAAUGUGGUUGCUUGAGAAGUGUGUUAGUGUUCAGUAUAUUUAAGAACAGCUCAUAUGUUUCCGUCCUCUUCCAAAGUUGCAUCUUAAUAUUGCACCAUUCAGCAUUUUUUCUUUUUUCUUUUCUUAUAUCUUGUGUUUAAAAAAAAAAGAAAGGUUGCCGUGCACACCUGAAAGGAUGUAAGCUUGAAGGAAAUUAGAGUUGCAUUUUCUGAAGCUGGUUUUAAUUUAUCUUAGUUCUUAAUUUUAUUUUUUUUCCCCCUUUUAGUUUGUAUUUCUUUUCUUUUCUGGAUGAAUAAUCUUUUCUUGCUUACCAAAGAUUCCCCACAAUAUACAUGACACAAAGCUUUUUUAUUUUUCUUCUUCUUUUUAACCAACCUUGUGGUGUUAGCAAUGAAAUUACCCCCCCCCCCCUUAGUAUAAAGAAAACAAUAGGUAAUUUAGCUCUCUUUUCCCAAAGAUAUUUUCUUUACUGGCCCAUGAUAGAAGUGGCACUGCUGAAGAACAGUUUUGAAGCUGCUCUGCUAUGAAGCCUAGGAAAAAGAAAACCUUAUCAAAUGGAAACUUUUCAUUUAGGAGGUCACAUAACGAGCAUUUAAGUUCCUAUGUAAAUUUUGUUCUUUUCAUGUGUUUCGAAAGCAGUUGUAUUGACAUUCUUCCUAUGGACUGGGAGUUCUCACCUACGUUAUCCAUUUCACUCGAAUGAAAGUGUUUGUACAAUGUGAAGUUUACUGAUAGUGAUACAUACUGCCACACAAUAACAGAUUUUAGCAAGCACGCUGGCGUAUAAGAUAGGUUUUCAGUAUAUCUUUAAUGAUUUAGGUUUGUAAUGAAAGCACAGUUUACUCUAUAGGGUGAUAUGCAUUCAUGAUGAUAAUGAAUACCAAUAAUUCUAAUAUUGCAGUAUUAUUUUGUGAAAAGAGAUACAGUCACUGAUACCACCUGACUAGAUCUUCAUUUUGUAUUUAGGAAUUUUUGACAGAAAUAUAAUUCAGAACCUUCUUUUGGUAAGGAAAAGCAGUAAGUGUUCUUUUCAAAUAUAGUUCAUGUGUGGUGUAAUUAAGUGACUGUAUUUCCAUCAUCUACAAAGACUUAAUAACUGGUAGAGAGUAGAUUGAUCAGCAAACUCUUUUGGUUGUGCUUCUGAAGGUGACUGGCUGAGACAUUGUUUCAUGCAGUUGUGUAUUAUUUUUUUUUUCUUUCUCCUUUUUUCUUUUCUUUUCUUUUUCUUAUUCCCAAGUCAUCGUAACACCCAGUGAUACUGAAUUUAUAUUUUCUUAUCAUGGAUUUCUUCUUUUUUUUUCCCCCCCCUCUGAGAGUUGUUUAUUUAGGAGAUGCGAGGUUCUCUCUCAUGCAAUCAGACUGGAAACCUGACGUUACUCAAAGCAAUAUUGAAUGAUGGGCAAAGUAAGCAUUAAAGGAUAGUGUAAUUGCCCAAUCAGUAUACAAUUUGUAGACAAUCAAGCAUUCUUUGUCAUUAUUAUCAAUGUUUUUUUAUAAUGUUUAUUAAUACUCCUACAACUACUUUUUUAGUCUACAGACCCCAGGUACCUCUGUUCGUGUUGUGGGGUUUUGCGAGUGCUUGUAUUGUAUCAAUUGCAUUUAAUUUUCAUUUAAGUUAUAUGAUGAGAAAAAAAAACUGAGAUGCAUUAGAGGCAUUUACUUUCAUUAACAUACAGUUUGACUUAAGCUAAUUUUGUAUCUUUUAUGUUAGGUAAGAGGUGUGAAUCCUUUUUUUUUUUUUUUUUUUUUUUUUUUUUUUUUCCAUUAUUAAUAGGAAUGUUUGGUACAUGUGAUUAUCAUCUGCUGUGAUUCAAACAACAUCAGGAAUUCAGUUUCAUUUCUGUCAGUGGCUUCGGGAGUGUUGAAAGAAGCCAGGUGGAAACUUUAGAAAUGCAUUGAAGUAUUUGUCAGUUUAUCACAUUGGUGCCAUAUUUCUUCCUUGAUUUUGCUGACCUUGCAUGGGGAUAACCUUCUACUUUUUGAUACAAGGUUUAUUCACAGAAAGUUAUGUGCAAGAUAGUUGGUGGACCGCAUUACUUCAAAGUGAAAAAUAUGAGAAAAUGUGAACUGACAUCACAGGCAGAUGAAUCUUCUCUUCAACAUUUCAAUAACCUUCACUUCAUCAUAUGUAGAGCAUUAGUUUUAUGCGCACUUGAUUACUGUAAUAGUUAAGGGUUUUUGAUGACAGGUGCCACAGAGGCAGGCUAUCAUUGUUCUGUCUUAUUUAUAAGCUAAUUUAUACUAUCAUUAUUUAUUUAUGUAGAGAGAAGUCAUGUGUAUACUUUUAAUUCUGUUUAUACUUUUAGAAAAGAAUCCUGCCUUUCUUCGGAACAUUAUGCGAAGUGGAUCCCGAAGUUGCAAUGCUAGGGCACUGCACUGGUGAUCAAUCUCUUAAGGAGGUGAUUAAGAAUGCUUGUCAUACUAAGCUUACAGCAGCAGUAAAAUUUUUAAGUCAUAAGAUACAUAUGUAUAUUUAAAACUUGAUUCAACCAUGAAACAAUGUUUGUGGAAUUGAUUCAGGAACGUAAAUUUUUUUUUAAUAAUUUCUGUUACCACUAUGUUGAAUGCUACAUAUUAAAAGGCAACAGAUAG
This is a messenger RNA of Penaeus monodon (black tiger shrimp), 10286 nucleotides long. Its product is annotated as lysophospholipase D GDPD1-like. Gene Ontology annotation, molecular function: phosphoric diester hydrolase activity; phosphatidylcholine lysophospholipase A1 activity. Gene Ontology annotation, cellular component: endoplasmic reticulum membrane. Lineage: Eukaryota; Metazoa; Arthropoda; Malacostraca; Decapoda; Penaeidae. The transcript has 7 exons. The record is from RefSeq and is a predicted model, not a curated record. The coding region runs from base 71 to 1042 and encodes 323 amino acids. Gene Ontology annotation, biological process: glycerophospholipid catabolic process.